AUGCAGGUGACUGAGGCUGAGUCUGCUGGACGCAGGACGACUGAGGAUGGGGUGAUGUGGAAGAAUGGCUGCCAAUGUGCUUCAGUAAAUCUGCCCGAGUUAACACAGUCAGUGAACAAUAGCAGCAGUGAAACUCGACCACUGAGAUGGGUUUUACUGUUUCUAUUCCCGUCUCUCAGUCAUCAGGCUUCUUCUGAAUAUUUUUCACUGAAGGUUGAGUCUCCAGUCUCAGGGCUCCUUGGUUCCUCUGUGUCUCUGCCCUGUGCUGUCACCAGCAAUAUGGAUGUUCGACCCAUGGAAGUGCGCUGGUACCGUCCCAAUAUGUAUGACACCCCGGCUCUGUUCUACAGAGACACAGAGAUCCAGAAGAGUCCUGUAGAUGUUCAGUACCAGGGCAGAGUGUUCCUGUUAGGAGAUCUGGAGAAAGGAGACGUCUCUGUGAAACUGGAGAACCUGAUGCUAACAGAUAGAGGAGACUAUGUGUGUUAUGUGAAAAGUGAUAUCUGGUUCGAUAAGGCCACAGUGUCCCUCAGACUGAGAGUGGUGGGAUCCACUCCUGUCCUCUCCAUAUGUGAAGCAGGAGAAGGGAAGGUGAAUGUUAGCUGUCAGUCACAUGGUUGGGUUCCUGAGCCGUCAAUCACCUGGACAGAUAAAGAUGGGAGAGAUCUGAAACAUCUCAGUAACGACAAGUUCACCAACAACUCUGUAGGGACUGUAGAUGUGAGCUCGUGGCUGAUUGUGUCUCCCUCUGAGUCUGAGUGGAUCUCCUGCUCUGUGGGUUUGUCUGAUCAGGAGAGAAAAGAAGACAGAAUAAUGUUACACGUCCCUGCACGUGACACAGAGUCGUUGACUGGAUACAUCAUCAUCAUCAUUCCCAUUCUUCUGGUGCUGUGUGUCGUCGGAAUUGCAGUGUAUUGUGUGCUACGUAAAAAAGGAGAAAAGGGACAGAAAGUACAGGAGAGACUGAACCCCCUGCCUCCACCACAAAUCCCGAACCCGCUGCCUCCACCACAAAUACCACACCCGCUGCCUCCACCACAAAUACCACACCCGCUGCCUCCACCACAAAUACCACACCCGCUGCCUCCACCACAAAUCCCACACCCGCUGCCUCCACCACAAAUACCACAGGAGGAUCAGACUGACGCUUCAUCUACAGGUACAGUUCCUCACACUGUGGUUGUAGGUUGUUUAAUUUUGUCAGAAACUGGAUCAGUGAUCUCGUCUGGUGUGGAUGGAGAACAGCAGAAUGUAAAUAACGAUGAAGCUACAGAACCACAGAAGAACCCUGAUGUAGAGACAGAAACUUCACAAGCUGCAGAAACUGAAGUGAAGUCACCUUCUGAGGAUAAAAAUCAGGAAGAACAACCUAAAACCACAGAUACAACUACACCAACAGAAACUGAAGCACAGAUCUCAUCUCCUGUGGAUAAAAAUCAGCAGAACCAGAAUGAAUCUCUAAAUACACAUAUUAAGUCAACUGUACCAACAGAUACAAAUCAAACGUCUGAUCCAGAGGAGACGCCACGUCUAACUCCAGUGUGUGUGAGAGCAGAGGUCAGUCAGCAGGAAUCAUCUGAACAUCAGAAUCCUGAAACACUGGAAGAUAAAACACACCUUCCAGAGACUGGACCUGCUGACUCCACCUCAGAUAACAGACCCACUCUCACCACGUCAGAGAUCAGUUACAAUUUAGACCAAGUGAAACAAUACAAAGUGAACAUCAGCAUCGACCCAGAGGAAACUCCAGAGUCUCUAAUAUACGAGGAAAAGGAAGGAAAGAUAACUCCUGCGCACGUUUACCCGAGCGGUCUUCCUGAUAAUGUUAAAAUCUUCACUCUGUGUAAAGAGAGGUUUCAGGCUGGUAAACAUUACUGGGAGGUGAAAGUGAGAAAGUCACAGAAAACAGUAAAACACUCCUGGUUUGUUGGUGUAGCGAGUCAUAAAGCUGAGAGAAUAUACAAUAUCCCGUUUACACCACAGAAUGGGUUCUGGGUUCUCUGUUAUGAAGGAGAUAAAGGAGUUUAUAUCAGAGAUCAAACAGAACUGAUUUCACUCCCAGACGUUAAUAAAGAGCUGACAGCAGUGGGAGUGUUUUUAGACUGUGAUACACACACACUGUCAUUUUAUAAUAUUAAUACACACUCACACAUCUACACUUUCACUAAUGUGGACGUCAGAACAUCACUGCGUCCUCUGAUCAGCCCUGGAAUCAGAGACCCUCAUCCUGUAUGGAUUAUUUAGGAGAAUAAAGACAUCUGUAAUAUGAUGAUGUGUGAGUUUAUAAUGUAUUUAUAUAAAGUGUGUAUACAUACUGUACAUAACACACUCCUAAUUAAAACCAGAGCUUAAAACCAGACAGGAAAAAGGAGAGAUUUGGACUUUAAGUGAGGGACAUGAUGUCCACACCGAGUGUCUCACUAUUACUGCUAAACUGCAGCUGGACUUCUGAUGGCUGGGACUCUUAUAUCGCUUAUUGUGCCGCGUCACCUGGAUUAUCUGCACAUGUUCAUUUACUGUA
Messenger RNA from Clarias gariepinus (North African catfish), 2521 nucleotides. RefSeq names its product E3 ubiquitin-protein ligase TRIM17-like. The record is from RefSeq and is a predicted model, not a curated record. The coding region runs from base 1 to 2244 and encodes 747 amino acids. NCBI's taxonomy places the organism in Eukaryota, Metazoa, Chordata, Actinopteri, Siluriformes, Clariidae. Gene Ontology annotation, molecular function: protein binding. The transcript has 17 exons.